This is a messenger RNA of Danaus chrysippus (African queen), 1800 nucleotides long. The record is from the annotation of a GenBank genome assembly. Lineage: Eukaryota; Metazoa; Arthropoda; Insecta; Lepidoptera; Nymphalidae.
AUGGAUCCCUCGGUUUCUGCUUUUGCGGUGUACCAGUCCAAGAAAAACAAUAAACAAAAACCAAAUAAUAAAAAGAGGAAGGUUAAGAAGCCGGUCUCGAGGAAUGGCUCAGCUAAAAACAUGAAAGAAAAUGCCUUGAAAGAAUUAAGUUUGAAGCUCAAACGAAAGCAGAAAAAGCUCAAGGAAUCAAAGAACAUUGUGAAAAAAAAAUCUCUUAAAAAAAAGAAAUCAAAGCAAGUCAUCAGAAAUGAAAUGAAUGGUCAGGCACCCAAUAUGGAAUCCUGCAGUUCAAACAACAACCAAAUAACAGUGGAACAGACCACGAAAAUCCCUAAACCACCUAUCGUUGAGGAAAUUCCAGAACUCGUGCCAGCACCGAAAAUCGAGAAGCCGGAGGUCGAUAGUGCGUGCUCCUGUUCAAGUAGUGAUGGUUUUGAGUUUACGCCGGUCACAACUCACAGUAAGGAAGAAGGUCUUAAAGUAUUCACAUGGAUGCUCACACCGUUUGAUCCUAAUGAAUUUCUUAAAGAAAUAUGGGAGAAGAAACCUUUACACAUUGCUCGGAAGAAACCCGACUACUACAAAGAUGUUAUCUCUACACCAGUCAUUGAUAACAUGCUGAGGACAGAAAAUAUUCAAUUUACAAAGAAUAUUGAUAUUACAUCAUAUGUGGACGGCAAGCGGGAAACUCAUAAUCCUGAAGGUCGGGCUAACCCACACCUCGUCUGGGACUUCUACUUAAAUGGCUGCAGCAUAAGGUUAUUGAACCCUCAAACAUAUGUGCCACAAUUGCAUUUAUUGAAUGCAACACUACAGGAGUUCUUUAAUUCCUUCGUCGGGGCAAAUGCUUAUCUAACACCGCCAGAUAGCCAGGGUUUUGCACCACACUACGAUGACAUUGAAGCUUUCAUAUUACAGACAGAAGGUAAAAAGCAUUGGCGCAUUUAUAAACCCAGGGAUGAGAGCGAAAUAUUACCUCGGGUGCCAUCAAAAAAUUUUGAUGAAAGCGAGAUUGGGGAACCAGUUUUAGAAGUCGUUUUAGAAGCUGGCGACAUGUUAUAUUUCCCGAGGGGGUACAUACAUCAAGGGGUGACAAUUGACGGUGAACACUCACUUCAUGUUACAAUCAGCAUGUAUCAAAAGCAUGCCUGGGCAGAUCUGCUAGAAAAAAUGAUUCCAGCGGCUCUACAAAUUGCCAUAAAUGAAAAUAUAGAAUUCAGAGAAGGUUUACCUCUCGAUAUUUACGACCAUUUCGGUCUGGUCCAUUCCGAUACAAACACACCACGUAAAGCAGAAAUGGAAGAGAUAGUUAAGAGACUAUUUAACAAGAUCAAAGAUUACUUACCAAUAGACGAAGCUGUCGAUCAGAUGAAUAAAAAAUUCCAACAAGAUGCACUACCUCCCGUCUUAAGUGAUUUUGAGAAAGCUGUCACUGUAUUUGGUGACUCGGAUGUAAUGAUAGAAAACGGUAAAGUUACCAACAGAGUUGAAAUUGGACUCGACACAAGGAUAAGACUACUGCGUAAGAAUAUUUUAAGGAUUGUUUCCGAGGAACGUAUCAAGUUGUAUUAUUAUGCUGAAAAUUCUUUGGAAUAUCACGGAACUGAACUGCCAUUCUUGGAAAUUGAAGAGGAUUUAGCCCCAGCUAUCGAAACCCUCAUAACAACAUACCCGGAAUACGUUUCUGUGGAAAAUCUCGAUAUACCGAGUGAUUCUGAUAAGAUUCAAAUAUCUGACGCUUUAUGGAGUCGAGGUCUCAUCAUGACCGAAUAUCCUUUAGAAACUAUUGACGAUGAAUAA